GUGAGAGCUCUAGUAUGCGGGAGUAUUGCUUGAAAAACUUCACAGAUUAAUAUAGCAAGUGUAACCUGUAGUUUAGCCCAAUGAGCUACAAAACAACAAAAUAACGGAAAUAAUGUACUGCAGAUUUGGGCAAAGUCAGAGAUGAGUGAGAAGGCCAAAGACAGGGAUAUGUGUGGACUACAAAGUUCUCCACCCUGCAUAGGAGCAUUCCUGUAUAUCCUUAACUGUUUUCUUUUGUUGCUGCCCCAGAAGGAGAUUCUUGGCUGUCCGUCUGUUUGCCGGCUCUGCACAGGGAGGCAAGUUAACUGUCGUAACUUAGGUCUUUCAAGCAUCCCACAGAACUUUCCCAAAAAUACGGUUCUUGUAUACCUCAGUGGGAAUAACAUAUCACGUGUGAUUCCAAAUGAGUUAACAGGCCUUCAGAAACUUGCUGCACUGUACAUGGAUAAUUCCAGUAUUUCGUAUGUACAUCCGAAAGCUUUUGUGGAUCUCCAUAAACUGUGCUACCUGCAUCUAAAUAACAAUAAUAUUAAGCGCCUGGAUCCAGGAAUAUUUGAAGGUCUUUCCAGUCUUCGUUGUUUAUACCUGCAGAAUAAUCAAAUAGCUUUUGUUCCGAGAGGAUUAUUUAGUGAUCUCCUUUCUGUUAGAUAUUUAAUGCUUCAAAGGAAUCGUCUCAGUGUCCUUGGAAGCAAGACUUUUUUGGGAAUGAUAAGUCUCCAAACACUUAAUCUAGCCAAUAAUAAGAUUUCACGGAUAUCAGAUUCAGCAUUUUAUCACCUUGAUCACCUUGUGUAUUUGUACCUUGAAGGUAACAACUUAACAGUCGUGCCAUCAAAUGCCAUUGGAAUGCUCAAAAAUCUUGAAAGACUCUCUUUGUCUCACAAUCCCAUUGGAUCAAUACAUCCUUUUGCAUUUAAAGGACUUAACAAGCUCAGAUAUCUGUCUUUAAAAAGUGCAAAGCUAAAACAUAUUGCUAUAAAUGGGUUUUUUGGAUUAAACAACCUCAGACAGUUAAGAUUAAGUCAUAAUGAUUUAGAAAAUAUAAGUUCUAGCAGCUUUACUUUGUUGCAUAAUUUAAUGUAUCUGCAGCUAGACAGAAAUAAAAUAGCCACUAUUGAUGAUGGUACCUUUGCAAAUAUGGGGCAUUCGCUUAAAAUACUAAGUUUAGCAUUUAACAAUAUUACAGAGUUGCAGCCUGAAGUGCUCAAGCCCUUAGUGUCUUUAACUCACCUCCAGUUAAAUUAUAAUCCUUGGAACUGCAGCUGCAAAAUGCUUGGGUUACAUAAAUGGCUAUCAUCGUCUUCUGUUUCUGUAAAAAUUCAUUGUCAAAAUCCUCUCAGUAUGCGUGGUAGACCUUUGCAUUAUAUUAAGUGGACUCCAUUUGCCAACUGCAGUAGCCCUACUGCCAGUCCAGAAAAAAUCUGGAAUCUAGGAUCUGUAAAUAUUCAUCACAGCGCUACCACUUUCCUGAUGGCAUGGCAUAAGGUAGAGCGGCACAACACAUCUGAACAAUUUUUCAAUGUGGAUACUAGAUAUGUUAAUUUCUGGGAAGGAGCUACAGCAACAUCUGCUAACCCACUGCCUUAUGAAAAAAAUGCUGCUGAAAAUCCAUCACAGGCAACUAUGGUAUUAUCACUAUUGCCAGUGCAAAUACCAGCACAGAUCAUACCUGUUAACACAACCGUACAAGAUGAAAGUUUACCUCCAUCAGAUGCAGCAUCUGUGUCAUUAAAACCAUCUCUACUUUGUACACAACAAGUUGAAAAGCUGAACCAGGCUUUUGACAUUUUACUGGCUUUCUUCAUUGUGGCUUGUGCUGUAAUCCUGUUCCUAACAUACAAAAUUAUUCAGUUUAGGCAGAAAUUAAAGGUUUUAGAAAACUCAGGGGAAAAGAGAAUAGAAUAUUAUGGGUUUUAUCAGCCUGGCAGAUAUAGCAUAACUGACCCAAUGCAAUCUCUAACUCAGAAUUCAGUGGGAUGUUCAGAACUGGACCAAAUUAGGCUGCUCAAACGAACAGAAUCUGAGAGUCAGGCACAGGUCAUACUGUUUGAACAUUCAGCAUUGUGAUUUACCUCGUUUGAUGUGCUGUUAAAUUUAUUGUGAUCUGAAAUGUCAAAAGUCAAGAACUCAAUUUUCUAAAAAUUCCUUUACUAAUUAAAACUGGGUGACUAUAGUAUUGUGGAAAAUGACAAUUUCUGUUCUACAUUGUCAUUUUUUCCUGUUUUAGAAUUUAUUCACUUUGUUAGAUAUCAGUUAAGUUUGACAUGGAUAGAUAGAUUCCUGCAACAGGGACAAAGGAUAAAUAUUUCAUCUAUAACUCAAGUAUAUCAAAAGGUGUGCAGUAAGAAGUAUGCUUGUAUAUUUAUUAUUUAUCUUUAUUUUGUAGUCCUUAUUGAUAUUAAAUACGUAUAGAAAUUACUUAACUUGAAGAUGAGCAAGCAAAAUAGUUCAUUUUAUCAGGAUUGUGAAGCUAAAAAGUUGGUGCAAAUGAGAAUAGAAAAUUGCUUUAUAUAUUUAUUGUAAUGAGCAUUUUCUGUUCUGCCUUCAUUAGACACCACAGUGGAAAAACAGUGAACAUUCUUACAGCUAAUGUAUUUAAUCUUUCGAGGAAGCGAAAAAGCUGAAAUUAUAUAAAUUUGUUAAUACAUAUGACAUUUUAAUACACACAUUUGUGUAUUCAGUCUGUAUAGUGAAUAUAUUAAAAAUAUGAAUUUUUUUGUUUGCAUGUAUCUCAUUUUAUGAUCAUAACUGCAUCUGGAGUUAAUACAGCAAGUAACAUUACCUUGGACUGAAAAAUUGACAGUCUGUAAUGUGUCUUAAGAUAAUAGAACUCGUUAAUUAUUUUCUAGAAAAGAUAUCUUGUCAUCUGUGUAGCAGUAGCUUAAAGGUGUUUUUUGCAAGAUAAAUGAUAUAAACUGAAGAAGUGUACUUCAAAUGAAACUUCUAGGUUAAAUGCUGAAGAUACUUAAAUAUUUGUGAUGUAUGUUUGCAAGUGUCUGUCAAAGUACAUUUUCUCACUAAAGGCUAACUAAGCUUAGUCUUAGUUAAAUAACAGAUAUUAUUUCAAUAUGUACUUUGCAUUUGUUUCAACUUUUUUCCAUUUAUAU
Molecule: messenger RNA, 3107 nt
Organism: Rhea pennata
Lineage: Eukaryota; Metazoa; Chordata; Aves; Rheiformes; Rheidae
Gene: LRRC70
Product: leucine rich repeat containing 70
Exons: 2
Coding region: 142-2067 (641 amino acids)
Cellular component (GO): extracellular matrix
Molecular function (GO): protein binding
Source: RefSeq, a predicted model, not a curated record